Molecule: messenger RNA, 393 nt
Organism: Rotaria sp. Silwood2
Lineage: Eukaryota; Metazoa; Rotifera; Eurotatoria; Philodinida; Philodinidae
Source: the annotation of a GenBank genome assembly
AUGCUCUCUGUAAUACUCUUCUUCGUAUUCAUUAGUACAGCUGCUGGUUGUUCUUGUACUUCAAGACCACCACUAGAUCGUGAUUUCAAACAAACACCGAUCAUCUUCAUUGGACGCGUGACCACGGUGAACGUGAAUAAACAGAGUGAAUUUUCCGGUAUUGCCGACUAUACAAUGAUCGUUGAAGAAGCAUUUAAAGGCAUUACAUCUGGCUCAAUAAUCGUCGUUCACAGUAACACUGCAGGAACCAAUUGCGGUUUGGCUGAGAUUACUGUUGGUGCACGAUGGCAAAUAUGGGUCUAUCAAGAUGGCUGGACAGAUAUGUGUACACGAAGCACACAUAAUUCUGAUGAAAAUCGUGCUGAACUGGAGAAACUUGCCAAAAGUCCUUGA